AUGAAGUGUAAAUGGGUGACUAGAUGGGCAGUUGUGGAUGAACUGGUGACUAGAUGGGCAGUUGUGGGUGAAUUGGUGACUGGAUGGGCAGUUGUGGGUGAAUUGGUGACUAGAUGGGCAGUUGUGGAUGAACUGGUGACUAGAUGGGCAGUUGUGGGACUAAAUAUUGACAACUUUGUGUCCUGUAAAGGACUAAAUAUUGACAACUUUGUGUCCUGUAAAGGACUCAUUAUUGACAACUUUGUGUCCUGUAAAGGACUCAUUAUUGACAACUGUGUGUCCUGUAAAGGACUCAAUAUUGACAACUUUGUGUCCUGUAAAGGACUCAAUAUUGACAACUUUGUGUCCUGUAAAGGACUCAUAAUUGACAACUGUGUGUCCUGUAAAGGACUCAACUUUGUGUCCUGUAAAGGACUCAUUAUUGACAACUGUGUGUCCUGUAAAGGACUCAAUAUUGACAACUUUGUGUCCUGUAAAGGACUCAAUAUUGACAACUUUGUGUCCUGUAAAGGACUAAAUAUUGACAACUUUGUGUCCUGUAAAGGACUAAAUAUUGACAACUUUGUGUCCUGUAAAGGACUAAAUAUUGACAACUUUGUGUCCUGUAAAGGACUCAUUAUUGACAACUUUGUGUCCUGUAAAGGACUCAUUAUUGACAACUUUGUGUCCUGUAAAGGACUCAUUAUUGACAACUGUGUGUCCUGUAAAGGACUCAAUAUUGACAACUUUGUGUCCUGUAAAGGACUAAAUAUUGACAACUUUGUGUCCUGUAAAGGACUCAUAAUUGACAACUGUGUGUCCUGUAAAGGACUCAAUAUUGACAACUUUGUGUCCUGUAAAGGACUCAUUAUUGACAACUUUGUGUCCUGUAAAGGACUCAUUAUUGACAACUUUGUGUCCUGUAAAGGACUCAUUAUUGACAACUGUGUGUCCUGUAAAGGACUCAAUAUUGACAACUUUGUGUCCUGUAAAGGACUCAAUAUUGACAACUUUGUGUCCUGUAAAGGACUAAAUAUUGACAACUUUGUGUCCUGUAAAGGACUAAAUAUUGACAACUUUGUGUCCUGUAAAGGACUCAUUAUUGACAGCUUUGUGUCAGGUAAAGGACUCAUUAUUGACAACAAUGUGUCCUGUAAAGGACUCAUUAUUGACAACUGUCACCCAGUCACAAAGAUCACUAGCAAUGUUCAGUAUCCAGUCACAAAGAUAUCAAGCAAUGUUCAGUAUCCAGCCACAGAGAUAACUAGCAAUGUUCAACACCCAGUCACAAAGAUAUCAAGCAAUGUUCAGUAUCCAGCCACAGAGAUAAGAAGCAAUGUUCAGGAUCCAGCCACAGAGAUAACCAGCAAUGUUCAACACCCAGUCACAGAGAUAAGAAGCAAUGUUCAGUAUCCAGCCACAGAGAUAAGAAGCAAUGUUCAGUAUACAGCCACAGAGAUAACUAGCAAUGUUCAGGAUCCAGCCACAGAGAUAACCAGCAAUGUUUAA
Ylistrum balloti is the source of this 1488-nucleotide messenger RNA. RefSeq lists its product as uncharacterized. The coding region runs from base 1 to 1488 and encodes 495 amino acids. The record is from RefSeq and is a predicted model, not a curated record. The transcript is spliced from 3 exons. NCBI's taxonomy places the organism in Eukaryota, Metazoa, Mollusca, Bivalvia, Pectinida, Pectinidae.